Molecule: messenger RNA, 2179 nt
Organism: Microplitis mediator
Lineage: Eukaryota; Metazoa; Arthropoda; Insecta; Hymenoptera; Braconidae
Product: sex-lethal homolog
Exons: 7
Coding region: 552-1385 (277 amino acids)
Cellular component (GO): ribonucleoprotein complex; cytosol
Molecular function (GO): mRNA binding
Source: RefSeq, a predicted model, not a curated record
GCCGUAUUUGAUCACUUCCUAUUAAAAAUUUAAAUUUAAAUAUUAAACAUUUACCAACAACUCCAUAAUUACCCCAAUUAAUAAUCAAUUAAAGCAAUGUUCCAAUUAAAAUAUUCCACAAACAAAAACUAAAUCGUUAUGUUCGACAUAAUUUAGUGUUAUAUUUAACAUCUAGUGGACAUGACCAAAAGUCGGUCAGUGAUUUAACGAGUGUGUGAAGAAAAAAUAAGUCAUGAAAUAUAUGCUUACAUAAUAUUCUCGUUGUUAUCCCUACUUUAGCGUCCUCGUUCUGUCGCGUUACUUCUCCCCACCAGUUCCUGACAGCUUGGUCGAUUCACGAGUUUGCCUGGAUACACCCGCGUUUUCCCGGGCCUUUGCGCCGCGAUUUAUAUACAUACCGGAUCACUCAAUCAUCGGAUCGUCAUCAUCAGUGUCGACAGACAGUCACAGAAAGGAACGACAAAAAAUAGUUUAUCUGCGUAGGAGUGACACGAGCUGCAGAGUUAAAUUAAAAAGAUAAUUUUUUGGAACCUGAUAGUCUUAAUUUCAAAAUGACCGAACAAAAUGAUCAACUCAAUAUGUGCGGGGAUGAACCUCGCACUAAUCUUAUUAUUAAUUAUCUACCCCAAAGUAUGACUGAAAAAGAAUUAUAUAGUAUGUUUGUUACUAUCGGACCAGUUGAAUCUUGUCGAGUUAUGAAAGAUUACAAAACUGGAUAUAGUUAUGGUUUUGGUUUCGUGAACUACGCGAAAGCUGAGGAUGCAGCAACAGCGAUAAAUACACUCAAUGGAUUGCAAGUUCAAAAUAAAAGAUUAAAAGUAUCGUUUGCAAGACCUUCUGGAGAAGAAAUAAAAGAAACAAAUCUCUAUGUUACAAAUCUUCCUAGAAAUGUUACGGAAAAUCAAAUUGAGGAUCUCUUCAAUAAAUUCGGCCAAAUAGUACAGAAGAAUAUAUUGAAAGAUAAAUUAACUGGCUUACCUAGAGGAGUGGCUUUUGUUAGGUAUGAUAAGCGUGAAGAAGCACAAGAAGCAAUAAAUCAUUUAAAUGGUACAAUACCCGAUGGCGGUUCCGAGCCGCUGUGUGUUAAGAUCGCGGAAGAACAUGGAAAACAAAAAGCGGCAUAUUAUGCUGGAUGGCAGGCUGGAUACAAUCAGAGUCGUGGUGGAAGUACCCGCGGACGUGGAGCUUCAACUGGGGGAGCUGUCACUACCGGAGUAACUGGAGUUGGAAGAGCGACAUCAAUUGGUACACGUGGUGGACAUCAUGGAAGUUUUAUCGGGAACGGAGGUAGUGGACCCGGUGCUAUGAGAAUGGAAAAAAUUCAUCCCCAUAGAUUCAAUCCGAUUGGAAUGGGGGGUGGUUACGUACAAUCUCACUUCUGGUGACCACAAAUAAAUGUCUUACAUUUAUUACAAGUCAAUAAGUAAUUAUUAAACAAAUAAACAAGCAAACAAACAAAUAAAAAAUUUAUGAUGAUACUAAACAAAUGUUUCGGCAACGACCGAGUGGACAUUACUACAGUUGAUACCGUUUGGAGCAACUCCUCGAUGGAUUAGCAAAUAUGUCGAUAAUUUUUAAUUUAAUUAACGUUUUUUUUCUUUUUUUUUUUGUUUCUUUUAUUUUAAUUAAUUAAUGAAAUUAAUUCGCGAAUGUUUUAUGGUCACAUGUCGCAUCCAAAAUCUCCGUCCGAGAUGAACGGAAAAUGUGGGGUGUGGAUUUUAGACAAUGGAUAUUAAGUGAGUGCUGUACUGUGAAACAAUGGCACUAAUUAUUAUUAUUUUUAAUUUAAAUACCAGAAGAUUGGCAAUGGAAGAUGUCAAGAAAUAUUAAAAAAUAUUUUGUGGAUUAUUUUAAAAUAAUUUUAUGAUACCCAGUGCCAUUGCGAGUGCAGACAAAAAUAAAUUUUAAAAUUUUAAAAUUUAAGACUAAAGAUUUUAAAAAUAUAAAAUAUCUUCUUUCGAUUAAUGAGAGAGUAGUUAGUUCAUAACUAAUUGAGGAUAAUAAUAAUAAUGAAUUUCUUAUAUUAAAUAAUUAAUUAAAAAAAAAAUUCCAUUGGUUUAAUUUAGUUGUAUCUUUUAAUUAAGUGUGACAACUCGUUAUUAAUAUUGUAAAGAUGAUUAUGUUAUGAAAAUUUAGUUUUAAUGUUCAUAAAAAACCGGUGUAAUUUCUUUCUGUAAUA